UAUAGCUGCAAAGGGUGGACCGACGUCAUAUUGAACCCUAUGAAUUAGGAAUGGGAUGUCACUUACAGUUAGUUCAUAUGCAGGUAAAGGCAAGUGAGCGAAUACUUUUGGCAAUAUAGUGUAUCUUCAAGUCACAACUUUUGAGAUCUGUAAAAAUAUUCUCCAUCUCAAUCUGUCUUCACUGGCACUUUGAGAAAAAUUGGCAUUUCUUACAGGAAUAUUUCACUGAUAGACUUGCAACUAACCACCUUAUCCAUUGUCUUCCUUUCUUUCACUUUGCUUAACCUUGCCCGGCAUUCUAGUGUCCAUUAUCUAUUGGCAUCACAAGCCCAAGUUUCUGAGUAUCUGUUUAGAAAACUUCAAUGCAAUAGCCAUUCUUUAUUUUUCCCAGGAACAAUUUACUGUGCGUUGUUUUUGCAGACCACAUUUCAAAUCCAUUAUUUGAAGAUAUUUAUUUAUGGCAGUGGUUCUUUUUCAGUUUUCCAGCUAUACAUUGCCAUUGGGAAAGGUAUUGCUUUAACUACUCUGAUCUUUAUUGUGAAGAUUUGCAGGCAUACAUAGUGUGUUUUAACUUGAUGAAUGUUAAAAUAUGGAUGAGGUAUGCUUAUGGACUGUUUGUGUGACAUAUUUAAUGUAUGUUUAAAUAUUGCCUAUGUACCAGACAUAGGAAGAAAUCUCAAUCAAGAAAAUCAACAAAGAGAAGAAAAUAGCAAGAAAAAGAAAAUGAGAUAUCUCAAAGGUGUUUUUUUCAAAAGAUCAGCUGCCCUGUUGUAUAUGAUAUCAGAAGUGUGUUUAGGAAAUGUUGGGAAGUCUAGCCACAAUCUCCCAGCCUCUGCUGCAGCCAUUUUCUCCCUGGAUUUGCCAUUUCCAUUAGCAUCUUGAUUUCUUUCACAUUUAUUAUCCCCUUUCUUCCUGCUUCUCCCUGUUUCUGACAUAAACUUUUCUUUGGGCAUCCACCAUGGGGAGAGAAAAGGAAAAUACUGCUCUAAUAUUUUAUGUGGCAAAAAGAAGAAACAUUUUUGUGCAAUUAUGCUGAAACAAAAUAUUCUAAAAUAUAUUUCUGCCUUUAUAUACUUAUUUUGUGUCUAUAGUUGCUCAUGUCAACAUAUGACUCUUUUGCCCUACCCCCACUUAUUUCACUCCAGAAAAUAAUGAAAGGAACUAAAUAGAGCUUUUUCUGUCAUUUGCCUUAUAUUUACAAUCAUCCCACUUCUCCCUACCCCUGUAAAAGAGUAAGACAUGACAGCAAUGUUAUGCAUUGUUUUGUGUCAUUUUAAGGAUAAGAGAGCAGCACUAAAAUCAGUGUGUGUAGGAGGAAGGUCUAACUGGGCAGAAUCUGAUGCCCAGUAUGAAUAGCAGGCAUUGUGUACGGAGAGCAGCAGCAACAUAUAUUGAUAGAUAUAAUUCCAUGUGCAUUGUGAGACCCUAGGUUAAAUAUAAUGGAGAAUGCUGUCCUUAUAGCAGUGCUGAAUGUGAUUCAACUGAGAACUACUUCAAAAAAUGUGGAUUAAGGGAGAAAGCAAAAUAUUUUCAGCCAGUAACUACUUUGCAUGAAAGAAACAGAUUAUAUAUAAGAUUUAAGAAGCUUGUUAAUUUAUUUUUCCUUCUUUUUCCCUUGUGUAUUUGAUUAUCCACCUGUCUUUCUGCCUUGGAACACUCAUCAGUGGGACAUGGAGGUGUGAUUCCUGCUUAUCUGGGAAAGCCAAAGAGGACAGAGGCACUGAAGAGAAGAAUAGAGAGUCAUUUACUCAAAGUCAGGGUGCUGUUUAUGUCCAGAGAACAACUGAAGAUGGGAGGAGAAUUCUUAUCAAAGAACCUCUGUGUGCCCCCUUCAGGCAACCGCUGCCAUCUUUGCUCUCUAUGUCCGUGGCAGCUCCGUCCACAGUACAGAAUGCUGGAACAGAGAAACAACUGAAACUAACCAUUGGUGACAAAUGCGGUAUAUGCCGGAAAGGAGGAGAUGUGAUUUACUGCAAUAAAUGUUUCAGGGCUUUCCACUGGCGUUGCCAUUUUCCUGCCAGCACAGAUGAAAUCAGUGGAAUCCUGAUAUGUAAGUCCUGUUUUGACAACUCUACAGUUAUCAACUUGGAAGGAGACUCACAUUCCAAUGCUCAAACACUACGAGCAGUAAAGGUGCUAGAAGAUUCUGCUGGAACUGAACCUGCAUUGAACAAAGAUGAUUUGGAUUCCCUCUUAGGGGAGAACACGUUUGAUGGGAUUUUGCAUUGGGCAUUCCAGAGCAUGCCUCGUUCAUUAUCAGGCACCCAAGGAUUUUUCUCAUAAUAGUCUAGGUGGGACUAUUUUCCAAUAUCUAUUUCCACUGCUAUUGUUCAGUAACAUUAGAAAUCAUCUCAUUACAGUUCAACACUAUGUUCAAAAUAUGUUUUUUAUGUUUUAUAUAUUUUAAUGUCAUAUUUAUACCAAUAUGAUUGUUUUCUUAAACGUGGUGAUUUUUAAUUGUCAGAAUGUACUGAUAGUGUUUAUUUAGUAACUGUUUACAAUUACAAUGAUGAUGAAAAAGUACCUUCAGACUGAUCUUUGCAUUUACAACCUUCAUGGGUCUGUAAAACAAAAGAAGAAGAAAAAGAAGCUGAAAUAACAUCAUAAGCACAGCUGCAAUUUUAUUUAGUGAUUUAACAAUUGAGUCCUAAUUGUGGUAACUAAACUAGAACUACCUGCUUAUUGUUAAUUCUGUAACUUAACAGGUCAACAAAUUAAAUUUUCUAUUAAUCUCUUGCAACUGUUGGCAUGAUAGUAGUAUCAUAGUAAAACAUUCAGAAAAUCUGCAGGUGGUGGUAGGCACUUAAUUUGCCUUCUGUGGGAGAAAAGUUGGAGACAGCUCAUGAAUUCCUAAUGACUGUGAGAGGCAUUGACCUGUUCCUGGUAUAAGAGCUCAUCACAUUACUCACUUUAGAUGGGGUUUUUAUCUUGGGACAGCCAAUGUGAUCUAUAACUUUGGGACAUUAAUAUUAUGUUAUGCCAUGGUCAAAAAACUUGCAUUCUGUGCAAGUUUAUUUAGUGACCUCUAAAUUUUUGAAUGUUUUGUUAUCAUUUUAUCAUGCCAUAACUUGAUAAGUAAGAUCUAGUGCCAUAUCACUCAUGAAAUAAAUAUGCCUAUCUUACUGGUCUGCCCCAGGCAUCUAAUGGAAUUCCAGGGUGGUGGCUGAGGUUUCAGUAAUUUCAUCUAGUACUUAGACGUGCAUUCAGGACUUUGGAACAGAUGGGCUGUAAUGUACCCUAAAAUUGCCAGUUUUUCUAAUACUGCUCCUAUGUCUAAUAUAAGGAAUUAAACAAAUUACUCUUUUGCUUUCAUCUGCGUAUCUCUGUGCUUUAAAAUAAUAACCUCAUACACAAUCAAUUAAUAAAACAUAGAAUGAGUCCGGGAACUUUUAUUUCAUUAUUAUUUAUAUACUUCAUCUUGUUAUAGUUACAAAAUUUUGAAAUGUCAGUACAUUAGUUUUGAUAAUAGAGAGGGAAAUGGGAAGUUUUGAAAUAUGAAAUAUAAAAAAAAUAAUUUUACUCUCCUGGGGAAAAAACCCCUACUGUAUAAUUAAUACAAAAUUUGAGGUGCUUGUGCCAUGAGGUAUAUUUUCAGCAGCAGUUGUAUUCUUUAGUUUGAGUUGGUGCAAAUAGCAAUAGUGAACUGACAACUGAUAGUAAAUCUCAACUCUGUAGUCAAAUGGAAAUACAUAAAAGGUUUUGAGGUUCUCUGAAUAUUUUUUUCCACUUCUGAAAAGUUGAAUGUAAAAUUAUCAGUUUCAUUCCUUACCUUUGUAAUUUGCAUACAAUUUUCUAUGUUUGUAAAAAAUGCUGAAAUCCAGACAAGUUCUCUGUCAUCAAAAUGUAAAAAAAUUUAUUUAUGUACACUGGCAUUUUGUUUUCUAAAAAUUAUAUUGACAGAUUGGAUACAAGGCUGAUUCAGGAAGUUAGUCCGCAAUAAUUAAAUUAUAAGGUUGGAAGAUUAAUAGAACAUUCCCAGUUUAAACUACGUUUACUGCCAUUAAUAAAUAAUAGAAGCUCUUUGAUAGUAAAAAAAAAGCCAGUUAACUAGUCAGUGAAUGUAAAAUAUUCCCCAUUAAACAUAAAUAAAACAUAGAUGUAUAUAACACAUAUAUUUACAUAUAGUGCUUUCCUGUUUCUUUGCAAACUAUUGUAUUCAUUUAAUUGUAAAAGUAGAUACCUGUGAGGGUAUUUUAAGAUUUUCUGCUAAUAACAUACUCUACAGAUAAUCUAUACAAUAUUUAUUUCUACUUUCUCUGAUACAGCAAGAAGUAGGAUAGUUCUAGGGUCACUUUGCAGGAAUACCACUUGGCUGAAGAUUGUAAUGGAAUAAAAAAGUAUAAUUAUCAGUUCUUGUAAAUUCAUGAGGGAGUGUCAAAAUUCCGAGUGAUGCAUAUUCUAACAAGAUGGAAACUUCUUCAGAGCUCUAACUAACUUUAACUCCAAUAUCCAACUCCUUCAGGAUUA
Molecule: messenger RNA, 4467 nt
Organism: Thamnophis elegans (Western terrestrial garter snake)
Lineage: Eukaryota; Metazoa; Chordata; Lepidosauria; Squamata; Natricidae
Product: autoimmune regulator-like
Exons: 6
Coding region: 1861-2283 (140 amino acids)
Source: RefSeq, a predicted model, not a curated record